Symbiodinium sp. CCMP2592 is the source of this 459-nucleotide messenger RNA. NCBI's taxonomy places the organism in Eukaryota, Dinophyceae, Suessiales, Symbiodiniaceae. The record is from the annotation of a GenBank genome assembly.
AUGACAAGAAAGGGCAGGGCAAGAUGGAUCACGCACGAGUCCCUGGAGAGCUUGAUCAAGGCAGUGGACUACUUCUACCUGGACAAGCCGCCGACGGUCCUCAAUGCAGCCCAGACAAGGACGAAGCGAACGUAUGACCAAGCCUUUGCAGGCUCCAAGAAGGUCUACGACCUCGCACAGCAGAGUCAGAAGUUCUUACGCACCGAGCUGCACGACAAUUCUCUCAUGACUUUGAAGCGCAACUGUGGAAACUUGUUCUCAACGGUCCACAACCGCGUCAUUGACAAGGAAGAGCUUUUCACUGCAGAGACAGCUGGAUCUUCGAGUGUGGACUUGAGUCCCCUGCCCACGGCAUCGGUGGCCAGCUGCCUGGCAGGAAACGGCAUGCAUGUAGCACAAGCGGGGGCGAUUAUUCUGAUUUGUGCCCUGUUCAUUGAAGCCGUUCCGAGACAUGCCUAG